Molecule: messenger RNA, 957 nt
Organism: Rotaria sp. Silwood2
Lineage: Eukaryota; Metazoa; Rotifera; Eurotatoria; Philodinida; Philodinidae
Source: the annotation of a GenBank genome assembly
AUGCCUAACAUAAAAGUAUUCGGUGGUUCAUCUCAUCCUGAAUUAACAAAAUUAAUUUGUGCUCGACUUGGUCUGGAACCAGGAAGAGUUAUAACAAAAAAAUUUAGUAAUCGAGAAACAAGUGUUGAAAUUAAUGAAUCAGUACGUGGUGAAGAUGUGUUUAUUGUUCAAAGUGGUUGUGGAGAAAUUAAUGAUAAUCUAAUGGAAUUAUUGAUUAUGAUAAAUGCAUGUAAAAUAGCAUCAGCUUCAAGAGUUACUGCUGUUAUUCCAUGUUUUCCUUAUGCUCGACAAGAUCGUAAAGAUAAAAGUCGUGCACCAAUUUCAGCUAAACUUGUAGCAAAUAUGUUGAGUGUAGCUGGUGCUGAUCAUAUCAUAACAAUGGAUUUACAUGCUUCUCAAAUACAAGGUUUUUUUGAUAUUCCUGUUGAUAAUCUUUUUGCUGAACCUGCUGUUAUUCGAUGGAUAUCCUUACAUAUUCCAGAUUUUAAAAAUGCUGUUAUUGUCAGUCCUGAUGCUGGAGGUGCUAAACGUGUAACAUCAAUAGCUGAUCGAUUAAAUAUUGAUUUUGCACUUAUUCAUAAAGAACGAAAACGUGCUAAUGAAAUUGAUUCGAUGGUACUUGUUGGUGAUGUUACAAAACGUAUUGCGAUUUUAGUUGAUGAUAUGGCUGAUACAUGUGGAACAUUUGAAUGUGCAUCACAAAAAUUAUUAAGUGCAGGCGCAAGUAAAGUUUAUGCAAUUUGUACUCAUGGAAUUUUUAGUGGUCCGGCUAUAUCAAGAAUAAAUAAUUCACCAUUUGAAGCUGUUGUUGUUACAAAUACAAUUCCACAAGAAGAAAAUAUGAAAAAUUCAAAUAAAAUUCAGGUGAUUGAUGUAUCAAUGAUGUUUUCAGAAGCAAUUCGUCGUACACAUAAUGGUGAAUCUGUUUCCUAUCUCUUCACUCAAAUGCCACUCUAA